CAUUAACACCAUCCAAAUACAAAAAACACAAAGGUUUCAUAGCAAUUUUCAAGUAAAGUUAUAAGAAUGUCAUCUCGUGUGCUCAAAAACCUCAUUGCCAUGCUUGAGGCCGAAGAAGCCGAAGCUGCGAAAUCCAACAACCAUGGUACUGCACAUGCAUUUAACAACAACGGCGGUGGGAACCAAAAUUUCUCCGGAGCCAAAAUCAACAGCGGUGCGAAUUCUGGAGAUAGAAAGAAAUAUCGCACCACCAACAAUCAUGGUGGUCGCGCCAUAAAUAACAGUGGUGUUUUUAAUGGCAAUGGCAAUGGAGGGAUUACUGAGGGUAACUUUGACGCAUCCACAAUUAACUAUCACAAAAAAUAGUUAUAUGUAUUUGUGAUUAUUAAUAUGUUAUAUGCAAGGAAUAAUGAAGUUGAAGAUAUAUUUAAUAAUAUGGUUUCAGUGGUUUAUGGUUUUAUUCUGAUGUAUAGGAGGUUAAAAAUAAAAGCACCAGUGUUGCUAUAAUAAAUCUCCAAAUGUUUGACUAUAGUUUAUAUAUUGUUGCUAUUAGUACA
Vicia villosa (hairy vetch) is the source of this 557-nucleotide messenger RNA. RefSeq lists its product as uncharacterized. NCBI's taxonomy places the organism in Eukaryota, Viridiplantae, Streptophyta, Magnoliopsida, Fabales, Fabaceae. The record is from RefSeq and is a predicted model, not a curated record. The transcript has a single exon. The coding region runs from base 67 to 366 and encodes 99 amino acids.